Molecule: messenger RNA, 1549 nt
Organism: Cornus florida
Lineage: Eukaryota; Viridiplantae; Streptophyta; Magnoliopsida; Cornales; Cornaceae
Product: plant UBX domain-containing protein 10-like
Exons: 4
Coding region: 182-1348 (388 amino acids)
Cellular component (GO): endoplasmic reticulum
Molecular function (GO): ubiquitin binding
Source: RefSeq, a predicted model, not a curated record
AGCAAUAGGAAGUUGAUUAAGACAUUCAAUAAUUGACAACAACAAAUCUCUUUUUGCAAUUGCUUAAUAUUUACUAUUAAGGAUUGCACCAACCUUGUUCUAUCAGUCCUAGAACCUGGUUUCAUCCCAGGAAAUCUCUGCCAACACAUACCAAUUCAAUCCUGAAGACACAGAGAGAACAAUGUCAUCGAUGACGAGGGGACGUGCAAGAGCAACAGGGGAGGCCUCCUAUAAUGGGAUUGUUCGUCGAAUGGUGAGCAUCCCUCAGAACAUAAUACGGGGCUUUUCAAGAGCAAUGGGUCAUGGAAUAGACCUCAUGGGUAUAGGAGGAAGAAGAAGCCAAUACCUGCCAUCUAUUUUUCCAUUUCAACAUCCACAAGAACCUGUAAUUGUGCAAGAAGAGCGGGCUUUUCUAGCCAGUUUCGAGCAGCAGUAUGGAACCAUGCAUCCUUGCUUCUACGAGUGCCGGUUCAUGGAAGCUCUAAAGAUAGCACAAGAUGAGCAAAAGUUCAUGUUCAUGUACCUCCACUCACCAGAACACCCCUUCACACCUCCUUUCUGUAAGGAGACCUUGUGUUCAGAGCUGGUAGUACAGUUUAUUGAUGCAAAUUUUGUCUGCUGGGCUGCACUUGCAAAUAGAGGAGAGGGCUUGCAGAUGGCCAUGACAUUGCAGCCUGCCAGCUUCCCAUUCUGUGCAGUAGUGGCUCCUGCUUCUGGUGACAAUAUGGCAAUUCUGCAACAGAUGGAAGGGCCAGUUUCCCCAGCUGAAUUGCUGGAGAUACUACAAAGGACAAUGGAGGAGCAAGGAUUGGUGUUCGGCAGUUCAAGGGUCAAGGAGGAAGAAAAGAGAAGAUCAGAUCGGCGGUUGAGGGAAGAACAAGAUGCAGCUUAUGUUGCAGCUCUCCAGAUAGAUAAGGAAAAAGAAAGACUCAAAAACUUACACUCAGAAGAAGAAAGAGCUCAGAGACAAGUACAAGCUUCAAAUAAAGCAAAUUAUGAGAAACUUAAACAAAAUCCCACAAGAAAUCAGACUAGUAAAGUGAAAGAAACUCUCAGUACUAGAGAAACUCAAGCUACAGAUGUUGCAGGCAGAGGAAAGGAUGCUGCUCAAGUCACCCAGAUAUUGAUACGGUUUCCGAAUGGGGAAAGAAGGGAGCAAAGUUUCUUGUGCACAGACAAGAUCCAGGCAGUUUUCAGAUACAUUGAUUCGCUAGGCUUGCCUGGAGUCGGAAACUAUAGAUUGAUAUCAAGUUUCCCAAGAAAAGUAUAUGGUGCUGAUCAGAUGGGAAUGACUCUCAAAGAUGCUGGUCUCCAUCCCAAAGCAAGCCUGUUUUUGGAGAUUCUGUGAUAUUAAUUACUCUCCUCAUGUUUGUGAAUGCACACGCGCAUCCAACGCACACACACUUGAGUUUAUCUAUAGGAACUAAUUCAAUAGCUCUAUCACUUAUAUGUAUGCACAUGAACGGGUUCACCUUUUCUCUGUUCCAGAAAUGCUUUCUUUAGAACUUUGAAAAUUUAUAACAUGGGAAAUACUUUGAUUUAACUGGUA